Messenger RNA from Lutzomyia longipalpis, 5154 nucleotides. RefSeq names its product metabotropic glutamate receptor 2-like. Gene Ontology annotation, cellular component: membrane. The transcript is spliced from 16 exons. The coding region runs from base 561 to 3767 and encodes 1068 amino acids. Gene Ontology annotation, biological process: G protein-coupled receptor signaling pathway. Gene Ontology annotation, molecular function: adenylate cyclase inhibiting G protein-coupled glutamate receptor activity. The record is from RefSeq and is a predicted model, not a curated record. NCBI's taxonomy places the organism in Eukaryota, Metazoa, Arthropoda, Insecta, Diptera, Psychodidae.
AUUUUUAGGGGAAAUAGGGGAAACAUUUCCAUUAUAAACUUUUAUUUAGAGGGGUAGUAGUAACUGUUCACAAAAGGGGAAUUUAACGAAGCCUGUUGCAUGAUGCUAUUUACGUGAUUUUCUCCUCCUAAGGGGAUGAAAAAUAAGAGGAGAAAAGUGGGGUAAUUUUCCGCUCCUUAUCUCUCUGGCUCUCUGUAAAACUAACGAGAAAUGGAUCUCUUUGAUGAGAGGAGUCAACAUGUUGAUUUGCGGUUCUUAGAGACAACAUUACAGAUGCUGAAUCAGUGUUGAGUCUUCAUCUGUCGUGUAUGGACCAUGAUUGAAAAAUUUUCCCAGAGUUGGUCAGUUAAUAUACGUUGAAAGGCUGACUUUGAGGGUGCAUUGGUGCACUUAUAUGCAAAUGUGAAAUAGGAAAUGUGUGAAAUAGGAUUUCAGUGUUGGGACCAUUGGGUGAUUGGAGACCUUCCUUGAACCAUGGAAGGACCAUCUACCACCCACUGUAUGGGAUUUCGAACUGACUAUGUGGAUUUUUAAAUAGCCGGAAGUGGAUUUUUUCGGCAAUGGUGACGAUUUCUCAAUUCAUCUUGCACUUUGUGAUUUUUGUUGUGUGUUCUGCCCACGAUCUGGAGGAUUUGGGCAAUAACAGUGUAACCCUCAUGGGUGACUUGAGUGAAUCCAAUCUUAGUGAUAUUGUGAUACUCCCUAGUUUAUCGGAGGAAUUUCUCCUUUAUAAUGUCACCGAAGCUAUAAAUGGCAGUAAUUUUCCUACCACGGAUGGCAUUGUGGAUUUCGGUGAUUACCUCAAUGGAAGUCAAAUGAUUGAGACCCAAAGUGUUGUGAUUGCAGUUAAUGCUACUGAUCCAAAAAAUCCAGCCUGGCCAAUAAAGCAUGCAGCCAUUGUGGAGGGUGAUGUUGUGCUCGGUGGUCUUAUGAUGGUGCACGAACGCGAAGAUACCGUAACGUGUGGUCCUAUAAUGCCCCAGGGUGGUAUACAGGCAUUGGAGGCCAUGCUCUAUACACUCGAUAGAGUCAAUGCUAUUAAUCUUUUACCCAACAUCACCCUCGGUGCCCACAUUCUUGAUGACUGCGACAAAGAUACAUACGGAUUGGAGAUGGCCCUCGAUUUUAUCAAAGGUUCAAUCAGCAAUAUCGACGGGGCGGAAUAUCACUGCAAUAAAUCCCAAGUUCGGAAGGUUAUAUCGGGAGUUGUAGGUGCAGCAUCUUCGGUUACAUCCAUUCAGGUGGCAAAUCUACUGAGACUUUUUAAGAUCCCUCAGGUAUCCUUCUUCUCAACGAGUCCCGAACUCAGCAAUAAACAGCGCUUCGAAUACUUCUCAAGGACCAUCCCUUCGGAUCACUACCAAGUCAAAGCGAUGGUGGACAUUGUACGAAGAAUGGGAUGGAGCUACAUUUCUAUCAUUUAUGAAGAAAGCAAUUAUGGACUGAAGGCAUUCGAAGAACUCGAGGACUUACUUGCUAAGCAUUCAAUUUGCAUUGCAGUUAAGGAAAAGCUUUCAAAAGAUUCCGGUGUUGCAGCAGAGGCUACGUACGAUAUGAUUGUUCAGAAACUACAGACCAAACCAAGAGCUAGAGGUGCUAUAAUUUUCGGAUCGGAUCAGGAAGUUGCAGGGGUCAUGAGGGCAGUCCGAAGGAAUAAUGCCACGGGAUCAUUUUCUUGGAUUGGCUCAGAUGGCUGGAGCGCGAGGAAUUUGGUUUCGGACAAUAAUGAACCAGAAGUUGAGGGGACACUGUCUGUGCAACCCCAAGCAAAUCCCGUCAAAGGAUUUGAAGAAUAUUUUCUCGGGUUGACGGUUGAGUCAAACGUGAGGAAUCCUUGGUUUGUCGAAUUUUGGGAAGACCACUUUGAGUGCAAAUACCCCAAUAGCUCCAGGACACCAUUCAAUAAAGACUACAGUCGCUUGUGUAGCAGAAAAGAGAAACUUACGAAGAACAACACGGAUUUUGAGGAUCAACUGCAAUUCGUCAGUGAUGCAGUGAUGGCCUUUGCUUAUGCUCUGAGGGAUAUGCAUAAUGAUUUAUGCAGAGGAAGACCAGGACUGUGUGAUGCCAUGAAGCCAACAAAGGGUGCUGAAUUGCUCAAAUAUCUAAGAAAUGUUGACUUUGAAGGACUCUCAGGGGAUCAGUUUAGAUUUGAUCAAAAUGGAGAUGGUCCAGCUAGGUAUAAUAUAAUCCACUUUAAGCAAACACAACCUGGGAAGUACAGAUGGAUUAAAGUGGGGGAAUAUUAUCAGGGUGAACUAAGAAUCAAUAUGUCAGAUGUGCAAUUUAAAUUGGAUCAACCCAAGCCACCGGAAUCCGUUUGUAGUCUCCCCUGUGAGCGUGGUCAGGCGAAAAAGUACGUUGAGGGAGAAAGUUGCUGCUGGCAUUGUUUCAAUUGUACGCAGUACCAGAUUCGACAUCCUCACGAUGAGACACAAUGCCUCAUGUGCAAGGAGGGUACAAUUCCGGAUCGCAAUAAAGAAUUUUGUGAGGACAUCCCUGAGGUUUUUCUACGGCCAGAGUCUGGAUGGGCAAUCGGCGCUAUGGCAUUCAGUUCAACGGGAAUGCUCAUUACGCUCUUCGUUGUGGGUGUUUUUCUAAGACACAAUGACACCCCAGUAGUGAGGGCUUCUGGUCGUGAGCUCAGCUAUGUUCUCCUAGGAGGCAUCGUUAUGUGUUUUCUUGUGACUUUCCUACUUGUUCUUAAGCCAACGGAUAUUGUGUGCUGCAUCCAAAGGUUUAGUGCAGGUUUUUCCUUUACCGUGGUUUACGCAGCCUUACUCACAAAGACAAAUCGCAUCUCGCGGAUUUUCAAAGCUGGAAAGCAGUCCGCCAAAAGACCCUCAUUUAUUAGUCCACGAUCGCAGCUAAUUAUUUGUACGGGACUAACAUCCGUACAAGUUUUGAUUAAUGGAGUAUGGAUGGUGAUUUCGCCAUCGCGAGCAAUCCAUCAUUAUCCAACAAGAGAUGACAAUCUCCUAGUUUGCGAUUCAUACAUUGACGCUUCGUACAUGAUUGCAUUCUCAUACCCAAUUGUCCUUAUUGUUGUAUGCACAGUAUAUGCUGUUAUUACACGCAAAAUCCCCGAAGCAUUUAAUGAGUCCAAGCAUAUUGGAUUCUCGAUGUAUGCGACAUGUGUUAUCUGGAUGGCAUUUGUGCCACUCUACUUCGGGACAGGGAAUCAUGUUCCACUGAGAAUAACAUCAAUGUCUGUUACGAUAAGUUUAUCGGCGAGCGUUACAGUAGCGUGUCUGUUUUCGCCAAAACUCUAUAUAAUCCUAAUUCGUCCAGAGCGUAAUGUGCGCCAGAGUAUGAUGCCUGUUCGCUAUAGCGCCAUCAAUAAGACCACCAACUCUGGGCAAUCUAUGAUGGCAGCUGUAAUGGUAACUGCAGCGACGUGUAAUCAAAAGGAGAAAAUCCAGAAACACGUGCCUCCUCCCUCGACCAUCGCGGUUGAAGAUUCCGCUACGCAGGUUGCAACACUGCGUGUUGCAGAGAUUUCAACGCAGACCAUUCUAGCUGGUGAAUUGGUGCUGAAAGCAUAUGAAGAUUUAUCAAGGAAUGGGCACGAAGAUGGGGUUCAUCAUAGGAAUAGCAUGAUAGGUAACAAUGUUGUGAACAACAAUCGCAUCGAAACCCCAUCGACAACAUCGAAGGCAUUGCGUGACGAUGCCGAUCUAUCGAACACAUUUAGUGCAAAUAGUCCGCGAGAUUCAUCAAAUUCUGUGAUUCAAUCGUCUGCCAAUGUGGAAAAUGUCGUAUUAUAGCAGAGUGGUACACUCACUCACUCCGAUAGUGUUAAAUCGAAAAAGCGCGAAGCAAUCACCGUUUAGUCUUAUCUUACUUAGGGUAAAAGGGGUAAAAGGUGAUUUCUCGUCCCUAGAUUAAUAUUUUUCUAUAAAUUCAUUGAUGUUAAAUGAUUCUCAAAAACAUCAUUCCUUUUUAUCAUAUCUAAUAUCGACAUUUUCCACAAGAAAAGAAAACACAAGGAAAAUAAAACAGAGAUUAACUUAAGUUAAACAUUCUCUCUUGUGCUCAAAAAGAAAAUUAGCAUAAUAUAGAAGCAGAGACCGAGAGAUGGUUCGUAUCUUUUUCUUCUCUUAUUUCUGUAAGAUUAUAGCAGGAAUAGGUGUAAGAAAAUUAUAUGUAGGCUAUAUAUCAUUGGAAUUUAUAAAUAUUAAAACAAUGACGUUAGGAUUUAUGAAAAUUAAGACGGAGGAUAUAAAGGAUUCCAUUUACAUUUUAAUACACGAGUUGCAUUUUUACUUGUUCAUCUACCCACGUCUUUCGUGAGAGAUUAAUUAAGUUUUUGUAUUGUAAUAUAAUAAAAUAUCCUUAUAUAGAGAAAUGUUAGCCUUUCCAUCCUCCGUCGCUAUACAUAGAUUACUUUUAGUAAAACAUGAAGGAGAUGGUAAUUUAAAAAAAUGUGAAUUCCAAAAAAUAAAUAAGAAAACAGUUAAAGUAUUUACCAAGGUGUUGCACGUUAGAAAAUAUUUGAUGUUUACUUUAGUAUCUACUUAUUUUUUUAUCCGCUAUGAAUCUCUUUCAUUUUUUUUUACUUUUUAAAAUUAUUUUUAGGGAUAGAAAAAAAAAUUGUUAAAUUUUCAUCUCAAAAAUUUUCUAACUUGUCACCCAAAAGUUGUGAAAAGGAAUCUUUCUGUAAAUUCGGUUAAUUUCUUAAAGAAAUUUUGUCUUGGUCACUGGAGUUCUUUUUUGGGGCUUCUGAGCCCUGAGCUCCAUCUGGGAUUCCAUGACCAUUAAUGUAAUGUUCGAAAACCCCUCAUAGAUCAGCUGAUUGUGGGAGGUUUUCAGUGGAGUUUCUCUGCAACUUUAGAGAGAAACUGACUCUAAGUCCGGAAGUCUGGCUUUAAACCUCAAUCUCGUAAAUCUAUUGAAAGAAAAUUCAGUUCUGUUUUUUGCUAUUAAUUUUCAUUACGAGAUUGAUGUUUGCAAAACUCGCCAAAUUUGAUAAAAUGAAAAGAUAAGAUGAUGAAUUUUUAAUUAAAAUUAUAAAAGGAAUUACAGGAAGUACUAAAUGAAUUUGGCGGGAGGUUUCAGGCACGGGUUAACUUGAUGUUGAAGAAUGCGGAGAACAUUGUGAAGCAUAAAAUCAAAUAUGAAUAAAGUCUUGGAGCUCCUCCACGAAGUACGAAA